AUGGCGCAAUACGGAGGGGGAGCUGGGUUCCCCCCAGGGGCAGGGUUCGCGGGAAUGGGCGGAUACGGGGGCAUGGGCGGGGGAAUGGGGGGAAUGGGUGGGGGAGGGUAUGGGGCAGCUGCAGGGGGGUAUGGAGGAGGGGGAGCAGCGUUUGGAGCCGGUGGAGGGGGGUAUGGAGCGGUGGGAGGGCAGUAUGGGGUGGGGAGCAGCAACGGGCAAGGGACAACGCUUUCUGAGUUCCUGGCCAACCCCAAUGCAGCAAGAGCGUCAGGGAAGCCAAUCAACUCACAGGCGGAGCAGCUGUUCCAAAGGGAUGCAGCCAUGAUCAACCCGGCAGCAUUGGAGGGUGUUAAAGCUGCCCUGGCCAGUAACGUGCCGCUGGGCAUGGCCGGGCAGGCUGCCGGGCAGCAAAAGAAAAAGCGGCCGGUGCCGAGAACAGCAGCCGGGCAGAAAUGGGAAGAUCCAACUCUAACUGAAUGGCCCGAGAACGACCACCGGCUGUUCUGUGGCGAUCUGGGGAACGAGGUGAACGAUGACGUUUUGUCCAAGGCGUUUCAGAAGUACGCGUCGUUCAACAAGGCCAAGGUGGUGAGGGACAAGACUACAGGCAAGACCAAGGGGUAUGGGUUCGUGAGCUUUGGUGAAGUGAUGGACUGUGCUGCUGCUCUCAAGGAGAUGAACGGGAAGUAUGUGGGCAAUCGGCCAAUCAAAUUGCGCAAGAGCUCGUGGCAGGAGAGGAUCGACACGGAGGCUCUUAAAUCUCGAAACCGGAGCAGCCGGCGAAUCCGCCGCGAUUCCGUCUUCCUACCGGAUUCCGUCCAUCGUGUAUUCUCCUCCAUCCUGACUCCUGAUCCGGACUGCGCUUCCCUCGUCCCUCGCUCCUGUGCCAUGGCGUACACGCGUUCCGAGGUCGUGGAGGAGGAGGAAGCUUCCACAAUAGAGCUACUGGGCGACUCGGUCAUCCCAGUAGUUAAUAAACUGCAGGAUAUCUUCUCCCAGCUCGGAUCAUCCAGCGCGAUCGACUUGCCGCAAGUAGCCGUUGUGGGAAGUCAGAGCAGCGGGAAAUCCAGCGUGCUCGAGUCGCUCGUCGGGAAGGAUUUCCUGCCACGUGGAUCCGACGUGGUUACGCGCCGACCGCUGGUGCUCCAGCUGGUGCAGGUGCCGAAGCGCGCGGACGGCAAGGCGGAGGAAUGGGGGGAGUUUUUGCACCUGCCGGGGAAGAGAUUCACGGAUUUCUCCGCGAUCCGGGACGAAAUUCAGCUGGAGACGGAGAGGGAGGUGGGGAUAAACAAGGGCAUAACGGAGAAGCAGAUUCGGCUCAAGAUCUUCUCGCCGCACGUGCUCACAAUAACCCUCGUGGACCUGCCCGGCAUCACCAAGGUGCCCGUCGGCGACCAGCCCUCCGACAUCGAGGCGCGCGUGCGAUCCAUGAUCCUCGCCUACAUAAAGCACGAGACCUGCAUCAUCCUCGCUGUUACCCCUGCCAAUGCGGACCUGGCGAAUUCGGACGCCUUGCAAGUGGCACGCAUGGCUGAUCCGGACGGGCAUCGAACGAUCGGAGUUAUUACCAAGCUCGACAUCAUGGACCGUGGCACAGAUGCAUGCAACCUGCUGCUAGGGAAUGUCAUUCCGCUGCGCCUGGGCUACGUGGGCGUCAUCAACCGCAGCCAGGAGGACAUUAACGCGAAGAAGAGUGUCAAAGAUGCUCUCACCUACGAAGAGGCCUUUUUCCGAAGCAGACCGGUUUACCAUGGCUUGGCGGAUCGGUGUGGGAUUCCGCAGCUUGCUAAGAAGCUCAACUCGAUUCUAGUGCAGCACAUUCGCCUGCUGCUGCCAGAUCUCAAGGCGCGGAUCAACGCUCAGAUGGUGGCGGUGCACAAGGAGCUUGUGGGGUACGGGGAGGCGGCAGAGCGGGCCACCAUGGGAGUUCUUUUGCUGAACAUUCUCACCAAGUACUCUCAAUCCUUCGUGACGAUAGUGGAUGGCAAGAACCAGGGCAUGUCCACAGCAGAGCUGGCGGGAGGAGCUCGAAUCCACUACAUCUUCCAAAGCAUCUUUGUCAAAUGCAUCGACGAGGUGGACCCCUGUGAGGACCUUUCAGACGAGGACAUUCGCACAGCCAUUCAGAACGCCACGGGAACGAAGAAUGCGCUUUUCGUACCGGACGUGCCCUUUGAGGUGCUGGUGAGGCGGCAGAUAUCGCGUCUGCUGGACCCCUCGCUUCAAUGCGCGCGCUUCGUCUACGACGAGCUAGUCAAGAUCGCUCAUCGCUGUGAGUCGUACCAGCUGGCCCGCUUCCCUGUAUUGAGGCGCAAGGUGGAGGAGACGGUGGGGAGCUUUCUCAGGGAGGGGCUCACUCCUGCUGAGACCAUGAUUCGGCACCUCAUUGACAUGGAGGAAGGGAAGGGCAGUGAGGGAGGAGGGCAGGGAGCAGCAGGGGCUGGCGCUGCUGGUGGUGCACUCACAGCAGUGGCAGCAGGAGGGGGGUCCCCGUCAACUGCUGCAGUGGCGUCAGUGGCAGCAGUGGCAGCAGGAGAGCAGCUUCGUUCUGAGUCCCACGGGAAGGGCAGUGAGGGAGGAGGGCAAGGAGCAGCAGGGGUUGGCGCUGCUGGUGGUGCACUCACAGCAGCGGCAGCAGGAGGGGGGUCCCCGUCAACUGCUGCAGUGGCGUCGGUGGCAGCAGCAGCGAAGCAGAGGGUGAUGCUGAUGAGGAAGGAGGGAGCGGGGCAGGGUCAGGGAGGGCAAGAGCAGCAGCAGCAACAGGGGGGCAAGCAGGCAGCCACUGCAAAUGGCACAGUGGCAGACAAACAAGGGUCCUCGUGGGGCAUUUCGUCCAUCUUCGGCGGGCAGGAGAGGAACCGAGGAGGAAACGUCUCGUCUGCCACAGCGCUCACGCCCUUCCCACUCGCUUCGCCUGAACCCAUGUCUGCCCCUGGUGGUUCUGCUCCCAACGAGCCUGCAUCCACAAUCCUUCUCAGAGAGCCGCCCUCGAUUUUGCGAGCGAGCGAGCAGCGAUCAGCAGAGGAGGGCGUGGAGAUUGGGGUAACCCGCUUACUCUUAAAGUCAUACUAUGACAUUGUGAGGAAGAACAUUCAGGAUGCGGUACCCAAGGCGAUCAUGCACUUCCUGGUUAACCAUGUGAAGAGGGAGCUACACAGCGUGUUCAUCCAACAACUGUACAGGGAGGCGCUGUUCGAGGAGAUGCUGCAGGAGAGGGAGGACAUUGCAUCGAAGCGGCAGCGGUGCAAAGACAUAUAUGCAGUGCUGCAGCAGGCCGCAUGGACGCUAGACGAGCUCCCAUUAGACCCAGACGCCCCCUCUCGCCCCGCCUCCUCUGCUCUCGACGCCACCGGUCUUCCCCCGUCCUCCGGCCUCCUUCCACCUUCUCCUGGCUACCCCUCUCCCGCCCCCUCGUUGCCCUACCGCCCUGCACUCGCCUCUGCUGGUGGUGCUGGUGGUGGCGGUGGUUCUUCAUAUGGCUACGGGCAUGGACGGGGAUUGAGCAGCAGAGAAGGGGGGAUGGCGCCCAUUCCUUAUGGCACUCCAAGCAGUCAG
Messenger RNA from Closterium sp. NIES-65, 3555 nucleotides. NCBI's taxonomy places the organism in Eukaryota, Viridiplantae, Streptophyta, Zygnematophyceae, Desmidiales, Closteriaceae. The record is from the annotation of a GenBank genome assembly.